GGGUUGGCCUCCCUGCUGAGGGAGGGAGGGAGGGAGGCGGCGGCUGAGGCUGGAGGCGGAGGCGGAGGCGGCUGUGGGAGAUGUGGGGCUUUGAAGGAGAUUGAGCCCGUUCCCUCCUCCCCCAUAUACCGGACACCGGCGCUGUGGACAUAGGCUCGCCCUGGUUCCUCGCCCCCGGGGCUGAGGCGGAGACCCGGGCAGGCUGUCCCGCUUGGGCUCGGGCCCCGGCGCCGGCGCCGGCCAGGCCCAACCGCUGGGAACGGAACGGAGCGGAGCUGAGGAGGCCGAGUCGGUAGUGAAAAGAGAAAACUGAAGGACAGACUCUCAAGAUGAGCAAAAAGCCCCCAAAUCGUCCUGGAAUCACUUUUGAGAUUGGUGCUCGUUUGGAGGCACUGGACUACUUACAAAAAUGGUACCCAUCAAGAAUUGAAAAAAUAGACUAUGAGGAGGGUAAGAUGUUGGUCCAUUUUGAACGUUGGAGUCAUCGUUAUGAUGAGUGGAUAUACUGGGAUAGCAAUAGAUUGCGACCGUUGGAAAGACCAGCACUAAGAAAAGAAGGACUGAAAGAUGAGGAAGAAUUUUUUGACUUUAAAGCUGGAGAAGAAGUUCUGGCCCGUUGGACAGACUGUCGAUAUUACCCUGCCAAGAUUGAAGCAAUUAACAAAGAAGGAACAUUUACAGUACAAUUCUAUGAUGGAGUUAUUCGAUGUUUAAAAAGGAUGCACAUUAAAGCCAUGCCAGAGGAUGCCAAAGGGCAGGUGAAAUCCCAGCAUCCACUAAGCUGGUGUUGUCCUAUCGACCCAGCUGGAGCGUGGAACCAGUCUGUGGGAAGUCAGGAUUGGAUAGCUUUAGUGAAAGCGGCUGCUGCUGCAGCAGCCAAGAACAAAACAGGGAGUAAGCCUCGAACCAGUGCAAACAGCAAUAAAGAUAAAGAAGAAAGAAAAUGGUUUAAAAUAUCUUCAAAGAAGGAAGAAACAUCAACCUCUACAGCCAUACAAGAAGUUGAGAAAAAGGAAGAACUGCCAACAUCAAGUGAAACUUUUGGACUCCACGUAGAGACUGUUCCAAAGAUGGUCUUUCCACAGCCAGAGAGCGCAUUAUCACACAAGAGAAAAAGUAAUCAAGGCAACUCUUUUCAGGCAAAGAGAGCUCGUCUUAACAAGAUUACUGGUUUGUUGGCAUCCAAAGCUGUUGGGGUGGAUGGUGCUGAAAAAAAAGAAGACUGCUGCAGUGAAACGGCUCCAAUGCUGGAGCAGGAGAUUUCACCUAAACCUCAAAGUCAGAAAAAAAAUGAAGCUGACAUUAGCAGUUCUGCCAACACUCAGAAACCUGCACUGUUAUCCUCAACUUUGUCUUCAGGGAAGGCUCGCAGCAAGAAAUGCAAACAUGAAUCUGGAGAUUCUUCUGGGUGUAUUAAACCCCCUAAAUCGCCACUUUCCCCAGAGUUAAUACAAGUCGAGGAUUUGACGAUUGUAUCUCAGCUUCCUUCUUCAGUGAUUAAUAAAACUAGUCCAUCACAACCCGUGAAUCCCCCUAGACCUUCCAAACAUAGUGAGCGAAGAAGAAGAUCACAGCGUUUAGCCACUUUGCCGUUGCCUGAUGAUUCUGUAGAAAAGGUUUCUUCUCCCUCUCCAAUCACUGAUGGAAAAGUGUUCUCCAUCAGUUCUCAAAAUCAACAAGAGCCAUCAGUGCCUGAGGUACCUGAUGUUGCUCAUGUGUCACUUGAGAAGCUUGGACCCUCUCUCCCUCUUGACUUAAGCCGUAGUUCGGAGGUUACAGCACCCGUAACCACAGAAUCCUCUUUUAAUGAGUACCCCAGUACAGAAAAGGAAGAUAUACAGAUGAUUUCAUAUCAUUCUUCCAAAGCAGUAACUGAUGGAAGAGUAGCUUCAACAGUGUCAGGAGUAUUGAAAACAGAAAAAAAAGUGAAAUUGGAAGAGAAAAGUUCAACGACAUUUGGUAAGAAGAAAGAAAAGGAUAAAGAGAGAAAGGAGAAAAGAGAUAAAGAUCAUUUCAGACCAAAACAAAAGAAGAAGAAGAAGAAGAAAAAGAAAUCCAAACAGCAUGACUAUUCAGACUAUGAAGACAGUUCUCUAGAAUUUUUGGAAAGGUGCUCCUCUCCACUCACUCGGUCCUCCGGGAGUUCUCUGGCUCUGCGAAGCAUGUUCAUGGAGAAAAAUACGUCAUAUCAAUAUCCAAGAGCUAUUUUAUCUGUUGAUCUUAGUGGAGAAAACUUGUCAGAUGUAGAGUUCUUGGAUGACUCUUCAACUGAAAGUUUGCUUCUGAGUGGGGAUGAGUACAAUCAGGACUUUGAUUCAACCAAUUUUGAAGAGUCUCAAGAUGAAGAUGAUGCCAUUAAUGAAAUUGUCAGGUGUAUUUGUGAAAUGGAUGAGGAGAAUGGCUUUAUGAUUCAGUGUGAAGAGUGCCUGUGUUGGCAGCACAGUGUCUGCAUGGGCCUGCUGGAAGACAGCAUCCCAGAGCAGUACAUCUGUUAUAUUUGCAGGGAUCCACCAGGUCAGAGAUGGAGUGCAAAAUAUCUUUAUGAUAAGGAAUGGUUGAACAAUGGGCGAAUGUGUGGGUUAUCAUUUUUAAAGGAAAAUUACUCUCAUCUCAAUUCCAAAAAGAUUGUUUCAACACAUCAUCUGCUUGCUGAUGUAUAUGGUGUAACAGAAGUACUACAUGGGUUACAACUGAAGAUUGGAAUUCUAAAGAACAAGCAUCAUCCUGACCUUCAUCUCUGGGCCUGUUCAGGGAAGCGGAAAGACCAAGAUCAAAUAGGUGUUGGGGUAGAGAAAAAAAUGACAGUGCAAGACACUCAUAAUCUAGAAGAACGGACUUGUUCUGCUCAGAAUCAUAAAGAGACUCCUAGCUUGCCCAGGAAAAUGGAAGGAACAUAUAUUACCAGUGAGCACAGCUACCAGAAACCACAAAAUUUUGGUCAGGAUUGUAAAUCUGCUGAUCCUGUGAGCUCUGAUGAUGAUGUUAGUAGUUUUGAAGAGGAACAAGAAUUUCAUACAGAAGAUACACACUGUUUACAAUUUUCCAUAAAAGAAGAUGGUAUGAGUGAACAGAACUCAGCAGAAGGGAAUACAUUAUUCAUCUAUAAUGAAAAAAGAAAUACAGAAGAAAAAGGAGACUCUCAUCUUCAGUGGCAACUCAACCUUCUCACACAUAUAGAGAAUGUCCAAAAUGAAGUCACUAGCAGGAUGGACCUAAUUGAAAAAGAAGUUGAUGUUCUGGAAAGCUGGCUUGAUUUCACAGGAGAGUUGGAGCCACCAGAUCCUCUUACAAGAUUGCCACAGCUUAAGCGCCAUAUAAAACAGCUCUUAAUUGAUAUGGGGAAAGUACAGCAAAUAGCAACUCUUUGUUCAGUAUGACAAAAGGGAAGAAACAAGAAAAAGAACAUGAUUAUCUACAGCAAAAUUUGUUUUUAUUAUUUGCCAGACUGACAAUGGAUAGUUGAAAGCUUAGUAACUUUUCACUAAGUUUUAUAACUAGAAUUUGUAACAUCAAUAUGAUGGAGCCUUGGAGAAGAAUAUGGUGACUAGUCCUGUCAAGAAGGUCAAUAUCUAAAAAUAUCAAAGUAUUUCCUGUGCAAGCUGCAAAUGGUAAUUAUAUGUACUGAGGCUUGGCGAUAUGGAAUAUGAUCAAUACUAAGUAAAACUAGUUGACUGGAUUGUUCAGAACUCAUUUACCUGAACCUCAAGAUAUCCAUAAAAACAAUAUUUUUUUAAAGUUUUAGUAGAAAGAUACAAAUUUGCAAACUAAUAUUUUACCCACAACAGCACUCUAGAAAAAAAGUCAAAAUUCUUGAAGAGUUCUACUCUAUUGCUAAUGUGACACAGAUCCAAAAAGAAUUGUGUGAUUUAUUCAGCCACACAAAAGUUUUGGGUCUAUGAAUUCAUACAGGAUCAUGAACUGUUUUCCUGAGUGAUUAAUCUAAUUAGUCAUUUAAAACAACACAAGCUUCACUUCUGGGCCCAUAUAGCAGGGUGGGGCUAGGGGAACAGCAAGAAAUUGUGGAAUACUUGUUUUUCCAAAUGAUACAUUUUUUAAAAAAAAUUAAUGGAAAUCCUCAUUGUAGUCAGUCUCUAAAAAAAUGAGAAGUAUAUAGUGGUAAAAUGUGCCAAAUCAUGAUAAUACCACUGGAAUGAGAGUUUGAGACUUAGGAAUUUUGUUUCCCCAAAAUCUAAGUGCUAGCAGUCCAUCUAAAUGCUUCUGUAUCUCCACACACACACACACACACACACACACACACACACACACACACACACAAUGUCUUUUAUGUAUGUGCAUAUAUAUAUAUGUGUGUAUACUUGUGCACGUGCAUGCAUAUGUGCCCGUGCAUACAUGUGGGUACAUGUUACAUCAAUUUCACAUGUGUGUGCAUAUGCACAUGUGUAUAUACAUGCACACACAUACUUCUGUUGCAGUAUUCAGGGUUCAAACUAUUAUUUUGGUCCUGAGUUGGUAUGUUUGGUGUUAACCCUUAGAAACAAACUGAAUGACCUCAGCUGGGAUGAGGAACAAUGAGAGCAUUAAACCAGUUUGUGGCUGUGGCUUGCUAAAUAGCUAGAUAAAAUAUGGGGGCAAUUUGGUAAUUGAAAGUUGUUUUUAUUUAAAAACUUUUAAGUUUUGGUCACAAAUGGACAAACUUCAGAAACCAAAGGCAACUUAGUUGCCAUUUAGCUCUUGCUGGAUUUUGAGCCUAGGUCCACUAUGUGCCAGUGCUCGUACACGUUGUUUGCUGCACCCAGUGCUACAUAUACAUGUAUGUGUGCCUGUGUAUGCUUGUUUUUAAACAUACACUCACAUACAUAUGUACAUAACCUAUACAUAUUUAUAUCUACACAUGUCUAGUUUUAUUACCAUAGACUAUAAGAAUUGAUGGUUAACAUUAAAUGUUGCCUUUUAACAGAAAGUUUCUAAAAAUUAAAAAUGUAUGUACAGGUUUUGAAAUUUGUAAAAAAAAAAAAUUUAAAAAGACUGUUAAAGGGAGGCUGUUUAACUAAUGCUAUUAAGAUACUUGAACAUUUUAUGCCUCACUACUGUUUAUCAGUUCUAGUGAUCUGUAUAAAUGCAUUUUGGAACCGAUAGAUGGUCAACUUGAAUUUACCUUUGAAAAGAGUACACACCACUGUACAUUCAAAAUUUAUUUAAAUUUGCAAACACACUGUUCUAUAUGUAAGGUACUGUAUGUAAAACUCUUUAUUAAAACUAUGCCACAUAUUCUCCAUU
Molecule: messenger RNA, 5238 nt
Organism: Trichosurus vulpecula (common brushtail)
Lineage: Eukaryota; Metazoa; Chordata; Mammalia; Diprotodontia; Phalangeridae
Gene: PHF20L1
Product: PHD finger protein 20 like 1
Exons: 21
Coding region: 330-3377 (1015 amino acids)
Biological process (GO): regulation of transcription by RNA polymerase II
Cellular component (GO): NSL complex
Source: RefSeq, a predicted model, not a curated record